AUGUCUUCUAACAAGUUCGAUUCUCAGGCUUCUACCAACUAUAAGGAGGCUUUUGCCCUGUUCGACAAGCGCGGAAACGGCCGUGUCACUGUUGACAGUCUCGGUGAUCUUCUCCGCGCCUGCGGCCAGAAUCCUACCCUCGCCGAGAUCCAGGACCUCGAGAAGAAUGUUGGCGGCGAAUUCGAUUUCGAGACAUUCCAGCGUGUUCUGAAUCGCCCAGGCGGCUUCCGCGACCCCGGCGAGCCUGAGGAAUACUGCCGCGGUUUCCAAGUGUUUGAUAAGGAUAUGACGGGUUUCAUCGGCGUCGGUCAGCUCAAGUACAUCCUGACAAACCUGGGCGAGAAGAUGACCGACGAGGAGGUCGAUGAGCUUCUCAAGGCCGUUGACACCAGCUCAGGCCAGGUCAACUACACCGGAGACAUUCCACCUCAUCAGUCAUCAUUCAAGCUGGCUAAGCGUGCUUCCUCCCGCCGCAAGCCCCUCCUCCUCCUACUCUCCUUCUUCAUCCUCCUCGCCGCCGUCAUUCUGGCUUCCUCACGAGCUUUCUCUCGACUCGGUUCUAUAGUGAAUCACUUUAGAUUCCAAGCUCCACGAACCAUUCUAUCACGAAGACAGCUCGUCACCAGCACCAUGGCUCCAGACAAGUAUCUCAACCCUCCCCAGGCGCCGCCUCUGUUCACCGCCACCCCCGACUCGAUCGCUGCCGAAACCAAGAAGCUCUGUGAUGCUACCAAGAGUGUACUUGACACUGUGGCGGCCAAUGCCUCUGCUGAUAAAGCUUCCUUCGCCAACGUACUCGAGCCUAUCCUCAUAGAUGAGAACCUGGCUGCCACGCAGAGACGCAUCUUGACCUUCUAUCACCAUGUUUCCACAAACAAGGAGUUACGGGAUGCAUCCACCGAGUCAGAGAGAGUCUUCAAUGACUUUGGUAUCGAGUGCAACAUGCGAGAAGACAUCUUCAACGCCGUGGAUGCUGCCUAUGGAAACCGAGCGUCCCAGGAUCUCACCAAGGAGCAGUCACACGUCCUUGAGAAGGAACGACAGAAGUACAUUCGAAACGGUCUGCGUCUACCCGCUGGGCCCAAGCGAGAUAGAUUCAAAGAGAUCCAGAAGCGUCUGAGCGAGCUCGAGAUCAAGGCGCAGACAAACCUCAACGAGGAGAAGGGUGCCAUCUGGUUCACCCCCGAGGAGCUGAAGGGAGUUCCUGCUGACGAUAUUGAUAUCGACUCUCUGGAGAAGGGCACUGGUGAGAACGAGGGUAAAGUUAAGCUUUCCUUCAAGUAUAACCAUUACUUCCCUCUCAUCAAGUAUGCCAUUGACGCCGAUACCCGCCGAAAGUACACUAUUGCGGAGUCUAACAAGGCCAACGUCAACGUGCCCAUCUUCCAAGAGAUCAUCACUCUUCGAGAUGAAGCUGCUCGACUCCUUGGGUACGAUAACCAUGCAGCUCUACGCAUUGAGGAGAAGAUGGCCAAGACCCCUGCUACCGUUCGAACCUUCCUAGAUGACCUUAGAACCCGACUGGCCGAGGGUGGUGCCAAGGAAAUCAACGCUCUCAAGGAGUACAAGAAGAAGGACUAUGAGGAGCGCGGUCUCUCAUUCGACGACAGCUUUUACAUGUGGGACACAUCUUUCUACUCGCGAAUUCAGAAAGAGAAGGAGUACAGUGUCGACGAGGCCAAGAUCUCGCAGUACUUCCCUGUCGAGUCGACUUUUGCUGGCAUGCUCAAGAUUUUCGAGGAGAUUUUCGGUUUUGUGUUUGUUGAGCUUAAGCCGGAGGAGCGAGCCAGACUCAGUCCUACUGGAAAGGCCGAGGAUAUUGUAUGGCAUGAGGAUGUUCUGAUUUACAGUGUGUGGGACGAUGAGGCUUCGGGCUCUAGCUUCAAUGGCUACCUGUACUUGGACCUUCACCCUCGUGAUAACAAGUACGGCCAUAACGCCAAUUUCAACCUCGAGCCCGGUUAUGUCACUGAGAAUGGCAAGAAGCAUUACCCUGUCACUGCCCUUGUCUGCAACUUUAGCAAGCCAACCCCCAAGAAGCCGUCUUUGCUGAAGCACCACGAGGUCGUAACUCUGUUCCACGAGUUGGGACAUGGUAUCCACGACUUGGCUGGCCGUACCCGUUACAGCUACUUCCACGGAACCUCGACGGUGCUUGAUUUCGUCGAAGCUCCAUCUCAGAUGUUGGAGAACUGGUGCUGGACCCCCAGCGUUCUUAAGUCGCUUUCUAAGCAUUGGGAGACACAGGAGCAAAUUCCUGACGAGCUCAUUGAGAAGCUGGUUUCCACCAAGCGCCUCAACUCGGCCAUUGGCGCACUGGGACAACUCACCAUCGGCCUGUUUGACAUGACCGUGCACACACCCGAGUCUCAUGAAGCUGUUAAGAAGCUUAACGCUGGCCGAGUCUGGAACGAGCUCCGACACGAAAUUUCUGGCACCAAAGGCCCCGAGGAUCUCGGAGAGGGACUGGAAUGGGGCAACCGACAUGCUGGUAUUGGCCACUUCAUUGGUGGAUACGAUGCUGGCUACUACGGCUACCUCUACUCCGAGGUGUUCUCGCUCGACAUGUUCCACUCGUUCUUCGCCAAGAACCCCAUGGACGGCAAGGAGGGUCGCCGAUAUCGCCAUACCGUUCUGGAGAGAGGAGGAAGUAUUCCCGAGCUGGAGUUCCUCAGGGAGUUCCUGAGCCGUGAGCCUAGCUCAGAAUCAUUCUACAAGGAGCUGGGACUUUCUUCGGCUGCUUAG
This is a messenger RNA of Fusarium sp. VM40, 2745 nucleotides long. The record is from the annotation of a GenBank genome assembly. NCBI's taxonomy places the organism in Eukaryota, Fungi, Ascomycota, Sordariomycetes, Hypocreales, Nectriaceae.